This is a messenger RNA of Salarias fasciatus (jewelled blenny), 4244 nucleotides long. It is a transcript of the gene nr2f2, whose product is annotated as nuclear receptor subfamily 2, group F, member 2. Gene Ontology annotation, molecular function: DNA-binding transcription factor activity; sequence-specific DNA binding; zinc ion binding. NCBI's taxonomy places the organism in Eukaryota, Metazoa, Chordata, Actinopteri, Blenniiformes, Blenniidae. The transcript is spliced from 3 exons. Gene Ontology annotation, biological process: regulation of DNA-templated transcription. The record is from RefSeq and is a predicted model, not a curated record. The coding region runs from base 1058 to 2332 and encodes 424 amino acids.
CUACCCGAAAAGCGUCUCUUUUUAGGACCAAGCGGCCCUCUCGACCUCCAUGCUGGCUCUGGCAAGGUACCAAGUAGCACAAGUGCCGACUAGCCAAUGGGGUUGAGGGGGAGGUCCCUGAGCUCUGACCAGUCAAACACACUCUCCUUCCUUAUAUGGCAGCACAUCUCCAUGGUAACGUGUGCUAAGUUGCAGCAGUCGUGUCAAAGUUCACUAUAUAGAGAGCUCAGUGAGCUGAUCAGAGAGAAAGCACUCUGCCAGCCCGGCUCCUACCAAUCGCAAAUCACUUCCUAACCUCCGCCUUUUUAACAUAUUUGAUCACUUUGAUUCUCCACUUCUUUUUCCUAUUAUUUUUCAGUGCACGGAGGAGGUUUGUAGGUUGUGAUCUUUGUUUUUUUUUUUUUUAGGUUUUUUGUUUUGUUUUUAGUACAUUCGCUUUUUUUUUUUUUUUUUUUCUUCGGUGGGGGAAGAGUUGUCUUCAUAUCCCAAGCUCUCAAAACAUUGGCUUCAGCUGCGCGCUUGCUGGCGCUGCCUCACAAGGAGAAAAAGGAAGAAGACGCGAUUUUUUUUACCCAGUUGGUGAUUUUCUCCAAGACUUGUGCUGGAACUUGAUAGUCGCUGCUCACCGAUUGUUUCGCGCUGCUGCGGGCACGGUGCGACCAACCUGCUCCAUCACUGACUCCACAGUCCAUGCUGCCUCGGCUGGGUGUUCUUCUUCUUCUUCUUCUUCUUUUUUUUUAAUAUUUAGCCCACCUUUCCCAUUGAUGGGUGUACUGGAUGGCUGACUGUAAGCGCCCCUGGACUUGGCCUUUAAGCGCAAGGCAGCGACUCAGCUCGCCAUCGCAUCAGUUUUGAAAGCGUGCUUCGUUAUCGCCUCCAACAAGCAAUAAAUCGACAGUUUUUUUUUUCGGGAGACCCGGAGUGGAUUCAUCGUAGGCUAGAUUUGACAUUCUGUGUGUCCGGCUGUUUAUUGUCAGUUUGCCGCGUUUCCUUGAGACAUUCUCCACCGCGACACCAAAACGGCAGACAAAAAGUUUCUUUACGUUGACUGAUAGAUAUGGCAAUGGUAGUGUGGAGAGGCUCCCAGGACGAUGUGGCUGACACCCAAGGCACCCUUUCCUCGCAGACCCAAGGAGGACUAUCCCUUCCCACCCCUCAACCAGGCCAGUUGAAUCUGACAACCUCUCAUGUCGCCCCUCCGACCCCUCAGACUCCGGUCCAAGGACCCCCGAACAACAACACACAGUCCACGCCGACGAACCAGACGACGCAGCAGUCGGAGAAGCAGCCGCAGCACAUCGAGUGCGUGGUCUGCGGGGAUAAAUCGAGUGGCAAACACUACGGCCAGUUUACUUGCGAGGGGUGCAAAAGCUUCUUCAAACGGAGCGUACGACGGAACCUCACAUACACAUGCCGUGCCAACAGGAAUUGUCCAAUCGACCAACACCACCGCAAUCAGUGUCAGUACUGCCGCCUCAAAAAAUGCCUUAAAGUCGGCAUGAGACGGGAAGUUUCUCUUUUUACUGCAGCCGUGCAAAGGGGACGGGUGCCACCCACACAGCCACACCACGGUCAGUUCGCCUUGACAAAUGGAGACCCACUCCACUGCCAUUCCUACUUAUCCGGAUAUAUCUCUCUUCUGCUGAGAGCGGAGCCCUACCCGACGUCCCGGUAUGGCAGUCAGUGCAUGCAGCCCAACAACAUAAUGGGCAUCGAGAACAUUUGUGAACUAGCAGCCAGGAUGCUCUUCAGUGCCGUGGAGUGGGCCAGGAAUAUUCCCUUCUUUCCAGACCUUCAGAUCACCGACCAGGUGGCUCUGCUGAGGUUGACGUGGAGUGAGUUAUUUGUGCUCAACGCGGCGCAGUGCUCCAUGCCCCUGCAUGUGGCUCCUCUCCUGGCGGCGGCUGGCCUUCAUGCCUCCCCCAUGUCUGCGGACAGAGUGGUGGCCUUCAUGGACCACAUUAGGAUCUUCCAAGAACAAGUGGAGAAGCUCAAAGCUUUGCACGUUGACUCUGCUGAAUAUAGCUGCUUAAAGGCAAUUGUGCUCUUCACCACAGAUGCUUGUGGCCUCUCAGAUGUGGCCCAUGUGGAAAGUUUGCAGGAGAAGUCCCAGUGCGCCCUGGAGGAAUAUGUCCGGAGCCAGUAUCCCAACCAGCCCACACGGUUUGGGAAGUUGUUACUCCGCUUGCCUUCCCUCCGCACAGUCUCUUCCUCGGUCAUAGAACAAUUAUUUUUCGUCCGAUUGGUAGGUAAAACCCCAAUUGAAACUCUCAUCAGGGAUAUGUUGCUGUCGGGGAGCAGUUUUAACUGGCCUUACAUGUCAAUUCAGUAAACCAAGAAGGAGACGAACAAACAAAAGGUGGGGUUGGAGGGAGAAGGUGGGGGGGCUGCGCGAGACUACAAUGAUUAUAGCUGCUUUUGUGGAAGGAAUAAAAAAACCAACCGGCUGUUACACGGGGCUGGCUUUCAUGAAGAAAGACAUUGACGUAAAUGACUGUGAAUUCCCCCCCUACUCCAAAAAAAAAAAAAAAAAAAAAAGGAGAGAAAAGAAAAAAAAUUGAGACAUCCUAUGAACUUUCAAAAUGGCAGAAACAAGCUCCCAGUGUUCAUGCAGAACAACCUGCUCUUAUCCAUUUUUAUAAUGAAAGAAGAAAAUGAGAAAAAAAAGGAAAAGGGGAUUUUGUUGAUCCUUAUGAGGAAGUUUUAAGUAUUAAGUGCAUUUAAAAAUGAAAAUUUGGGUAAAAAAGAAAGCUGGAGAAAGGGAAAAUGCGAAAACGUGAAUUUUUUUUUUCUUUUUCUCAAAUGACUUGUCCUGUGUCCAUGUAUAGCUGUGUUUUGUACUUUCUUUGUUCCUCCUUUCUGGUUCCAAACCGGCCUAUGUGAUUUCUGUAGUACAGGUGGUGUUAUUUUCUAAGACAAUGAUUUAUUUUGGAAGGUGAAAUAAUGUUAAAAUACAAAAAAAAUAAAUAAAUAAAAAUAAAAAUAAAAAAAGUUCUAAAAAGAAUUAAAACCACAGCAAUAGGAGUUAUAGGCUUAAUGAUCUAGGCUUAAUGCUGCAAGCGCACUUAUAUUGUUAGGAUGACCAAUACCAUCUGGGAAAAGGGAGUUUUUUUUUCUUUGGAGUUCAUGUUCAACUUUAUGACCCAGCGGAAACCUUUUACUCUUUAUUACUCUGAAGUUACACGAUCCACUUUUGUUUUCCACUACUGUUUUUUUGGAUUAAAGCUUCACACCCUUACUUCAAAAUUGAAUUUAUCACUUUAAAACUCCUUUACAUAAGGGUUUUUUUUUUAUAUCUGUUGAAUUACAUGGUGCAUAAUUUUCCUCCAACUCUGAAUAUUUGGCACAAGUUCCCCGAUUGGACACAGUUAAAAGGAGAAUUUUACAAGUUGUGAUCGAUGUAUUUCGGACAGGUUGCUCCAAAAUGCGCAAAUGUGCGUUCGUGAGCAGGUUUUUUUUUAAAACACAACUGGCUCGUUUAAGAAAAGAAGUUGGAGAGGUCAAGGGUCAUAAAAGUUGGAAGCCUAGCCAGAGUAGUGUUUAAUAGCAGUAUUAUUAAAGCGUCCCUGAAAUGUCACCCUUUAUUCACUUCAAGCAUUAAGUGCCUGACAAGCAUGAUGUGAUUUCUUAUCAAAGCGUUGUUAAAGUAGGCCUACAACAAUUUUCUUUUUUCUUCUUUCUUUACUUUUUUUUUUUUAUUUUUUGGGGAGGGGAGGGGGGCAUAAAUUAGAUUUGAAACUUCAGUCGUGUUAUUUCAUUUGAAAAACACUGAUUAGAGGCAGUAUUCUUGUAAAUAUAGGUCAAUUCAUUUCAACAAGUUUUUUCCUUUAUACAAAGUAUAUGUGAUUAAGAAAAAUCUGUGGUUGCCAUUUUUUUCUCGGUAAUACAACGUCUUCAAAAUUGAGUGGCAGACUUAGCUAGUAGCACUGAAAGUUAUGUUUUUAAUGUAUAUACAUAUUACUACAAAUGUUUUCUUUUUCAUGUAUAUUUAGACUGUGAAUGCAUGGCCACAGGUCGCUAACCUAUUUUACCUUUGAUAUAUAAAUGUAAAUGUUUUUUCUCUCUUUUUUUUUGUUUUUGUUUAUUGGUUUAUUUUUAUUUUUUAUUUUUUUUUUGGACUGUAUAGAUAUAAUCUGUGCAUUCAGUACACUAGCCCUUGUAUUUAAAGCAACAGAAAAAAAAAAAGAAAAAAGAAACGACGUUCAUUAUUAGGCUACAGACUUAAACAGGGUGAGCAGGUUUGG